Messenger RNA from Pedinophyceae sp. YPF-701, 684 nucleotides. The record is from the annotation of a GenBank genome assembly. NCBI's taxonomy places the organism in Eukaryota, Viridiplantae, Chlorophyta, Pedinophyceae.
AUGAGCAAGACGCCGACGGUGAUGUGGGCGCAGCGCGACGACCGCGUGCUCCUGACGGUCGACGUGCAGGACUGCAAGGAGCCCACCAUCAAGAUGACCAACGAGGGCGACCACGGCAAACUCUCCUUUUCGUGCACCACGGGGAAAGGUGAGAGCUACGCCGUCGACAUGGAGUUCCCGGAGAAGAUCGAGGAGGCGGGCGGCAAGGUUAACCGGACCGACCGCCACGUGCAGAUCGUGGUGAUGAAGGAGUCGAACAAGAACGGCUGGUGGCCGCGUCUGAUCAAGGGCAGCGGCAAGGCGCCCGCGUGGGUGAAGUGCGACUGGGACCGCUGGAUGGACGAGGACGACGAGGAGGGCGACGCGAUGGACUUCGACAUGUCCAAGUUCAACGACAUGUCGGAGUGGGGCGCCGGCGGCGGCGGGCCGAUGGGGGGCGGCGGGCCGAUGGGCGGCGGCGGCCCGAUGGGCGGCAUGGACAUGAGCCAGCUGAUGGCGCAGAUGGGCGGCGCGGGCGGCGCGGGCGGCGCGGGCGGGGGCGCGGGCGGCAUGGACCUGAGUGCGCUCAUGGCGCAGAUGGGGCAGAACGGGGCGGGGGCGGACCCGACGGCGGGGAUGGACCUGGGGCAGGACGAGGGGGACUCGGACGACGACGAGCUGCCCGACCUGGAGAAGCCCGAGUGA